UUAUUAAAGUUUAUCAAUGGAUAUAACCAAAAAAAACUUUCUCGAGCAGCUUCCAUCGAUUCGGGAAACGAUUCGGAAUGCAACGUUUUUUGCGAUCGAUUGUGAAUUCACUGGGCUGGCUUCGGAUCGUACCAUCUUUCCGUUUGAUACACCGGAGGAGGUGUAUUUGAAGAUGGUCGAAAAUAGCCCCCAGUACAUCAUCAUUCAGUUCGGGCUGUGUGCGUUUCGUGUUGAACCGCCAGAGGCAGUGAAGAAGGACGAGGAGAAGGAAGACACCGAACCGCGCGUAUCGUACAAAUGUUACAACUUCUACUGCUACCCGAAAGGCCGCACGGCCGUUUUCAGUUGUCAGGGUGAAAGUAUGCGCUUUCUCGCCGACAAUGGGUUCGAUUUUAAUCGACUCUUUCGGGAAGGACUUUCGUACGCCAACGAAAACGAUGAGCAGCGGUACAGGGCUGACCUAAAGGAGCGGCAACAAUCGCGUACGGCCACCAUACUAGCCGCAGCGGAAGAUGAAUCGAAUGAUGAACAGUCCAAAGGUGAACUGGCUGCGGAUGUUAAUGCGAUCCCGGUGCCUUUCGAACACCAGCAACAGGUGGACGAUACGGCAGCGAGUAUUGAAGAGUUUCUGCAAUCGGACCGUCCGGAACUGAUCGUCGGUAAUUGUAAUGCGUUCCAGCGGAAGCUCAUCUAUCAGUUGAUAGAACAACGCUUUCAGCGAAAAGUUUCCACCUCGACUGUGUCGUUGGAAAACAAUCAGAAGGCGAUUAAGGUGGAACGAAAACGUACGUACGAAGAGGAGCAGGCGUUGGACGAUCAGCGCCGAGUGCGGGAGAAUGAGGAUCUCGAAACGAGUGUCGGAAUGUCACUUGUGCUACAAGAGCUUUCGAAAGCACGCAAGCUAAUAAUUGGCCAUAAUAUGCUGCUAGAUUUGUUCUACGUGCUGCGUCAAUUCUUCAAGCCUUUACCAACGGAUUAUCAGGAGUUUAAGAAGCUUACGAAGGAAUACUUUCCACUGCUUCUCGAUACGAAGUAUCUGUGUACGAACGCGGAGAUUAAAGUAAAUGUAAACUCGUCCGUGCUAGCGCACGUGUACGAUGCGGUGAGCAAGGAACCCUUCACAAUCCCAACGGUACAUCCCGAGCUGCCUGAUCAUCAGUACAGUGUCGAUGAUGAGAAGAAGCACGAAGCCGGAUACGAUGCGUACCUUACCGGGCUGUGCUUCCUCGGGCUUGUCAGCCGGUUCAAGGUGAAUCUGCUGCAACUGCACAAGGACACCACGUUGAGGCAUUACAUGAACAGAAUAUUCAUUACCCGGCUAAACGAUGUCAACUACAUCUAUUUGAAUGGAAAAGAGCCGGCACAAACACGGGAACACAUUUUCUACGUUACCUUCCCGGACAGCUGGCGCACCAGUGACAUCCAAAGCAAAUUUAAACCGUUCGGUGCGAACCAUGUUAGCUGGCUGGACAGUACGUCUGCGUUCGUGUCGCUGCACAAUCGUCUUGCAUCGAGUUCGGUGCUGAAAACGAUUGGCUACCAUGUCGGCUUCAAAGUGUACAGCUUUGCACAGUUUACACAAAUGAAACUGCAACGCCCUGGUAUUAAACGAGGACGAAUCGGUUCGGGUAGUCCUGUCGCAGGAGCUCCAGCAGGAGUACGACACACACAACCAGUCGAUCAGUCGGGCGGGCAAGAAGAAAAAGAACAAAAAGAAGGCCAUAAAAUAGAUAGCCCGUCCGGUACGACCGGCAAGCGGAAGGGAACAACGGAUGAGGAACCGCCACCGUUGGUCGUCAACGAAACGGACAACGGGGAUAACGGUAACGAUGAUGAUGGUGGUGUUGGUGGUAGCUGGAGGACCGUUAAAAAGGCACGCAAAACUUUCGCCGACAACAACGAUUGGUGAGAGGUA
Messenger RNA from Anopheles maculipalpis, 1915 nucleotides. Its product is annotated as poly(A)-specific ribonuclease PARN-like. Gene Ontology annotation, biological process: nuclear-transcribed mRNA poly(A) tail shortening. Bases 17 to 1909 code for a protein of 630 amino acids. The transcript has 6 exons. The record is from RefSeq and is a predicted model, not a curated record. Gene Ontology annotation, cellular component: cytoplasm; nucleus. Gene Ontology annotation, molecular function: poly(A)-specific ribonuclease activity; metal ion binding; RNA binding. NCBI's taxonomy places the organism in Eukaryota, Metazoa, Arthropoda, Insecta, Diptera, Culicidae.